UGGAGCGUUGUGGUGUGACGGUUGCAGCGUCUUUUGCAUGUUAUGAGGUUUUAUCUUCUUCUGAAAGCAGCUCAUUUCCAUAACGCCUUGAGACCUCUUGAAGCACCGCUCCAAGCUUGGUAUCCCUUGAGCUCAUUUCAAAAUGGAAAAGCCCAAGUUCUCUCUUUCCACCCUGAAGAGCACCCGGAGUGCCCUGCACAUGCUGCAGAUCGUGAUGUGCGCGGUGACGUUUGCGGUGAGCUGCGUCUGGGAUCGGUCGUUUCACACCUACUGGAUCUACUGCAUGCUGGUGUGGGGUCUGUGUCCCAUCAUCUCGCUGGUCAUCACCAUAGUGGAGGUGUUCCUCAUCCACAAGCUGAUCCUGGUGUUCUGCAUGGACUGGGACGACUUCACGACCGGGAUGGCCAUGAUGGCGUCGCUCUGCACGUUCUCCUGCACGGCGAUGUUCGCCAACUUCUACAUCUGCCAGAAGUGCAUCUGGGGCUGGAUGGUCACCAUCCUCUCGGCCGUGUGUUGUGUGCUUUACUGCGUGGAGACGUUCAGGGACAAAUGUGAUGCGACACGCUCUGCGACGUACGUUUCUGUGCUUCCAGGCUUCAUUAAGAUUCUCGAGGCUUUCGUUGCAUGCAUCAUCCUCAUAUCCCUGAUCGGUUACAUGGGUCAGCCGGCUCUGCUGUGGUGCAUCGUGGCCUACGCGGUUCCUUUGCCUCUAACCCUCCUGACCAUCAUCGUCAACAUCUUGACCAAGUUAAAGAACUGUCUGCCCUUCAGCAUUGAUUGUUUCACCAUGCUGUUGCUGUUAAUAUCAGUGCUGCUUUACAUCUCUGCCGCUAUCCUCUGGCCCAUCUACAGCUUCAGAGGAAACCCGCGGCCCCAAGACUGUCCGGGAAACAGCUGUAUAUGGAGCAUCCAGUUUGUUGUGACCUUCAUGACCUACGUUAACCUCGGCCUGUACGUGGCUGACCUGGUCUUGACCUGCUUGGGUAUCUGUGGAUUCAAACGCUCUCAAUAGCAUCAGAACUUAAAAACAAAGGUUGCAAAAGGGUUAACAAACCAUUUCUGAUUCACCAAAGAACUUCCAGAAAACAGUUCUUCAAAGAACACUUUUCUCUUAAUGUGAAGAACAUUUUAAUAAUCUAGAACCUUUUUUGUUUCACAGUAAAGGUUUAAAAGAUGGUGAAUGUUUUCCGUCAAUGCCAAUUUCAAGAUCCUGUUCACUGUUAUUAUUGUUUCUAUAUAGUUACUGGAAAUGUUUA
This is a messenger RNA of Carassius auratus (goldfish), 1256 nucleotides long. Its product is annotated as myeloid-associated differentiation marker-like protein 2. The transcript has a single exon. Bases 143 to 1012 code for a protein of 289 amino acids. Gene Ontology annotation, cellular component: membrane. The record is from RefSeq and is a predicted model, not a curated record. Lineage: Eukaryota; Metazoa; Chordata; Actinopteri; Cypriniformes; Cyprinidae.